Cetraspora pellucida is the source of this 921-nucleotide messenger RNA. The record is from the annotation of a GenBank genome assembly. NCBI's taxonomy places the organism in Eukaryota, Fungi, Glomeromycota, Glomeromycetes, Diversisporales, Gigasporaceae.
AACUCUUCUCAAGAACAAAAAGUCAAUAAAGAAAAUCUAAAGUGCAGCCAGAACCACGGAACUGUUCCUAGUGCAUUCUCUAUGAAUGAUUUUAAAAUUGAGCGACAGAUCGGCAAGGGUAAAUAUGGUCGCGUAUAUCUGGCGAUUUAUAAGGCAAAUGGGUAUAUCGUCGCACUGAAAAUUCUGUUAAAACAAGAGUUACAACAUGAGAAACUCUUGACGCAAUUGGAACGAGAGGUUGAAAUUCAAGGCAAUCUUGAUCAUCCUAAUAUCCUCAAACUUUAUGGCUACUUUCAAGAUGAUAACCAUAUUGUAAUGAUUUUGGAAUUUGCACAAUAUGGAACGUUGUAUGAUUUUCUCAAAAAAUCGCAGCGAAUUACUGAAGGACGAUCUGCACGGAAACAUAUUAUUCAUCGAGACAUUAAGCCAGAGAACUUGUUAGUUGGACGAAAUGGUGAGCUCAAACUAGCUGAUUUCGGAUGGGCAACAUAUGUACCAGGUUUAUCAGGUGCCCCACUUACAACUGUUUGUGGAACUUUGGAUUAUCUUGCACCAGAAAUGGUGCGGCGCCUUCCAUAUAAUGAAAAUGUUGACGUGUGGGCUCUUGGAAUCUUGUGUUAUGAGUUGUUGGUUGGUGUGCCACCGUUUGAAGCAAUAGGCUUUCACGAAACUUGUCGACGAAUUAUGUGUGACACCGUAAAUAUCCCUGAUCACGUGUCAAGUGAAGCUAGGAACUUUAUCUUAAUGGUGCUUCAAAAAAUUCCAUUCUGCCGUCCAUCCUUGGAAGAUAUUUUGAAUCAUCCCUGGAUUUAUAUGCAUAAUAGCAUGACAACACCAUCAUCUUCGAGUAAACCACGAGUUAGCAGUAAUAGGUUUACUUUUAAUAAUACGCUGUCUGAAGUUCGUUACAAUACUUUUUGA